Molecule: messenger RNA, 2153 nt
Organism: Annulohypoxylon maeteangense
Lineage: Eukaryota; Fungi; Ascomycota; Sordariomycetes; Xylariales; Hypoxylaceae
Exons: 1
Coding region: 312-1940 (542 amino acids)
Source: RefSeq, a predicted model, not a curated record
CAUUUGAUCGUGAGAUCUGCAUCGACAUUGUCGUCAUCGGUUCCAUAUAGGACGAACAUCAUUGCUAUUGGCAUUCUUGUUACCCGUUCCUGAACAUAGGGAAAUUGUCUCGGAACGACACCUAAGUGGCUAGUUUAAAGUCCUACGGUUUAGCAAUUCUCUCUAGUAUCGAGAUUUCAUAGGAUGGAUCGGGUAGUCCAUUGCGUAUCUACUGGUCUCAUUACCUCACUUCAUUAACGUACCGAGGUGUACGAUCCCCUAGAGGCAGGAAUUAGAUUCAUUAUACGAUCAGCAGACUAAAGUAGAUCAAGAUGCCGCCUCUGUGCGGUCAUGCUUCUUCAACGAGCGCUGCGAUGCGUGGAUGCAUCAGGGGUGGGAAUAGUCUCAGAUGGGUAGAAGGUAGCUGUAGGGGUUAUGCUAAGAAAUUGCCGCAGCAGCGAUCACUACCACCAAAACCAGCAUCAAAACCAACACCAAAACUGCCGCCAGCUAUCCCAAAACUCCCCUUUAAACCAGUAAAGCCAAAACCAGCCCCAAACCAAACUUCUAAACAGACCCCAGGCCCUACUCCCACAACGAAAUCACCCACUUCACCCCCACCUCCACCCGGACAUACACCCUCAUCCACAUCAUCCACCUCGUCUUCAUCCUCAUCCUCGUCGUCGUCUUCAUCAGGGGGGUAUGAAGACAAACGACGACCUAUCUCCGAGCUAGUCCGGAGCCGAUGGUUCCCCCUAUUCGGUGCCGGCGCCGCGGCAGUAUGUAUAGGUUUCUUCUCAAUAUCAAUGAUCACGUACUGGCGGAGCCAUCCUGCCGAGAACUGGCUACCAGGCCAAGAGCCCGAGACGCCGACGGGCCGGCCUACGAUCCAGUCACCCCUGGAAUUCGACCAGCACCUAGAUAAGUCAGAGUCGCGCUUCGGCAUCACCAAGCUGCGGCGCCGCAUCGCCUCCGUGGGUGCUCGCGGUCACGUGCUCGAGGUCGCCGUCGGUGCCGGUCGUAACUUCGAUUAUUACGACUGGAGUGUCGUGACGGAAGGCCUCGAACCCGCGGAGGAGAAGGAGAAGUCGGGGUGGUUAAGUUGGUCAGGCGGUGGGAAACAGGAAGACAAGAAGUCUGACGAGAAAGAGAACCCCGCAGUGAAAGCUGGGGAGAAACCAACCAAACCAACACCACCGCCCCAAGCCGAGGCCAAACCCCAACCCGCCAGCAAAAACGCCAUCCUCAGCUUCACCGGCGUAGACAUCUCACCAGCAAUGCUCGACCUAGCCCUAACGCGGAUCCGGCAAGUAGUCCCGCACAUGGUCUCUCAAAUCCCCAAGAAGCCCUCCUUCACGCUCCUCGCCACCUCCAGCAUCGACAACAACCCGAGCCUGACCCUCGCCAACAACCGUCUCCGGGUCCUCAAAUCCGACGCCCAAGAAGCGCUCCCAGCAUCCCCCUCGCCAUCCCAAAAAUACGACACCAUCGUGCAAACCUUCGGCCUCUGCUCCGUCCGUGAUCCCGUGCAGCUUCUCGCCACGAUGGCCGGCUCCCUGACGCCAGACACGGGACGCAUUCUCCUCCUCGAGCACGGCCGCAGCUGGUGGGAGCUGAUCAACGGGUUUCUGGACCGCAGCUCGCGCGCCCACUUCGAACGCUUCGGGUGCUGGUGGAACCGGGACAUCGAAGUCAUCGUGCGCGCCGCCGAGCGCGUGGUGCCCGGACUAGAAGUCGUGCGCCUCGAGCGCCCGGGGUGGGUUACUAUGGGCACGCAUAUCCUAGUUGAGAUGCGCGUUCGCGGGGAUGUGGCUGCUGCAGCUGCCGCUGCCGCUGCCGCCACUCAGACCGCCAAUGUUCUCGAUGGUGGUGAGGCGAGUAAGGAACAGAAAGCAACGACGGGCUGGUGGUCAUCGUGGAUGUCUAUUAGCAGUGGUAAGCCGAAGAAGGAAGAGAAAUAAGAGGGAUGGUCGAUAUGACGUCUUCAUAUAGAUAGGAUACAGAGGGUUAUCAAUACCCCGAUGUUGUACAAAAAAGAUAUAUGCGAUACGACGCUAGAUGUGUUGAUGUAUAAAAGUUGGACUAUAGAUUAGAUCUAUUCUGUGAUCGCGAUAUCACUCUGUAUCUACCCUUAGUCUAUAUUUACAAUAGCUUCACGGCCAAUUCAAUCUCAC